Molecule: messenger RNA, 1023 nt
Organism: Dioszegia hungarica
Lineage: Eukaryota; Fungi; Basidiomycota; Tremellomycetes; Tremellales; Bulleribasidiaceae
Product: MEMO1 family
Exons: 10
Coding region: 1-1023 (340 amino acids)
Source: RefSeq, a predicted model, not a curated record
AUGUCGGGAACACGGGAAGCUACACACGCGGGUAGCUGGUACACCUCUUCCGGCUCGCAGCUCGAGUCUGAGCUUGAUGGAUACCUCGCCAAGGUUGAUCCUAUACCUGAGCUGGACUACGCCCCACCCGUCGCAAACGCCAAGGCUGUCAUAGCACCGCAUGCGGGAUACUCAUACUCUGGUCCAGCGGCCGCUUGGGCAUAUGCUGCUAUACCGACUCAACGAGUGAAACGGGUCUUCUUGCUUGGUCCUUCGCAUCAUGCUUACCUGUCCGGAGUCGCGCUCUCGCGCUUUGAGACUUAUGGCACUCCUCUCGGGGACAUUCCACUCUGCAAAAACACCAUCUCGGAGCUGCAAGAUUCAGGCCUCUUCUCGGACAUGUCGCCCUCAGUGGAUGAGGACGAGCAUUCUCUGGAGAUGCAUCUCCCAUAUAUCCGUCAUAUCUUCUCAGGGAUUGAGGACCUGCGGCUGAUUCCUAUCCUGGUUGGACAUCCCGACGCGAGGACUAUGGGCCGUCUGAGCGAGGUCCUUGGUCGGUACUGGGCGGAGGAAGAUACAUUCUUCGUGAUCAGUAGUGAUUUCUGCCACUGGGGCACCCGCUUUUCAUGCACACCCUACUACCCCUCCGCCCCUCACCCCUCCAACCCCGUCCCGCCCGUUCCCGCCGCCUACUCGUCCACAUCGACCUCAUCAGCCCCAUCGUCCCCGCCCGAGAUGGUCAAGCGCUUCGACAAGCCCGGCACAGCAGCUAUAUGGGAAAGUAUCCAAUAUAUGGAUCAUGAAGGUAUGGACCUCCUCCGUCGGCCUGCAGGGCAGGGCGCAGUGGACGCGUGGGAGCGAUAUUUGUCCCGAACCAAAAACACUAUCUGCGGUCGGAAUCCCAUCACUGUCCUCCUUCAUCUCGUUCAGCAUGUCUACGCGGGCAAGCCAGAAGCGGAGCAUCCGGAGUUUGUGUUUGUGAGGUAUGAGCAGAGUAGUCGGUGUAUGGCGAAGGGGGAUAGUAGUAACAAGAGUUAUGUGUAA